UACAGUUUAAAAUUUGUAGCAAUCCCGUAAGAUGCAGUGAUGCACAGACUGAGGCUACAUCCAGUGUGCAUUAGAAUCUGAGUCUGCGUUGCUGUCUUCGUUAAACCCUCUAAAUGAAAUGACGCCUAAACCCUUCAAUUUUCCCGCCAAACGCCGAACCGGCCUUCUCCUACUAACAGCAGCCGUUGCCGCCACCGCCGCCGCCGCCCAAGCUUCGAACACUCACGAGCUCUCCUCUCUCUCUGCAGGAAAACUUGGAGCAGAAGUGCACGGCCUCGUCCGCACUGCACGUGCCGUCUCUGCGGUAGCUUCUACUGUUGUUGAUUACGAGUUCUCGUUGCGCGGCCUCCGAAAGGACUCCGAUCAGUACCGUCACUCGAUUUCCGAGGUUCAUCUACGGUCUGCCAAGAGGUUUUUGAAGUUAUGCGAAGUGAACAAAGGGUUUUAUGUGAAGGCUGGGCAGUUUGUUGCUGCUCAGAGAGUGCUUCCGAAAGAGUACUCGUCAACUUUGUCCGCACUGCAGGACCAGGUUGCUCCUCUUCCUUUUAAAGUUAUCAAGGGAGUGUUGAAGGAUAAUUUGGGACCAGAUUUCACUGAGAUGUUUGAGUCAUUGGAUGAAGAACCUAUAGCUGCCGCAUCUAUUGCACAAGUUCACCAUGCGGUGCUGAAAAGUGAUCAGGAAGUAGCAAUCAAGGUGCAAUAUCCUUGGGUACAGCAGCAGAUGACUUUUGACACAAGAACAAUGUAUUUCCUAUCUAAAACUAUUGCAUGGUUAUACCCACAGUACAGGUUUGAGUGGCUACCAUUGGCAUUUGCGGACUCCAUGGCUGCAGAACUUGAUUUUAUUCAUGAGGCAAGGAAUUCUGAGAGAGCAGCCAAAAACUUGAGAAACAACAAACUGAUCAGGGUUCCUCAUGUAUUCUGGGAUUUGACUAGCAGGCAAGUCCUAACAAUGCAGUUUUAUACAGGGCGAAAGAUUGAUGAUUUAGACUUUCUGAACCAGCUUGGAGUAGAACCAGAAAAGGUAGCAAAAUCAUUGAUUGAACUAUUUGCUGAAAUGAUAUUUGUGCAUGGUUAUAUACAUGGUGAUCCACACCCUGGUAAUAUAUUAGUUUCUCCUGAAGGUUCCAAUGGCUUCUCUUUGGUUCUUUUAGAUCAUGCAGUCUACAGGGAAUUGGAUGAGGAAUUUAGAAAAGACUUUUGUCAGUUAUGGGAAGCUUUGAUUCUUAAAGACUUGAAUAAAACAUUGAGGCUUGGUGAACGAUUUGGUGCUGGGAAGUAUUCUAGAUAUCUGCCCAUCAUUUUCACUGGAACGCCUGUUGAAAGCAAACAUGCUUUUGGAAUAUCAACUGCAGAAAAAGAGACCAUGAUAAACGAGUUGAAGUCUCUCUUAUUUGAUGACUUAUCUUCAUUCAUGGAGACCCUGCCUCCAGAUUUUAUUGCGAUAAUGCGCAUAGACGGAAUGAUAAGAUCUAUCAUUAGAAAGAUGGGUGUAUCUCGGGUCACCAGGUUGCUAACUUACACCAAAUAUGCAGUAUAUGGUCUUCUCUGUUCAAAGUUGGAUGUAGAAUCAUCUAGAAGUCCCAUGAAAUCUUACUUUGCUGUGGAAGCUGCUUUUCUCAGUUUCAUAGCAACCUUAAAAUAUGUUCUCAUCCUAAUAAAGGUUCUUAUCGGGAGCAUUGACAGUACCCCAUGGCGCCAGAAGGUGAAUAAUGUUUUGAAUUACAUGCAUAGCAAGAUUAGUAGUGAGUUUUGGGGCAUUGUGGUGCAUCCUGUUUUUCUUCUAUUAUGGAUCCGUCCUAAUGUAUUAUUUUAAGCAUCGAGUUCUUAUAUAUAUAAAAAAAAGUGGUGGUUGUGAUGGUAUGCUAUACAAAUGUUAAAGUGUAUUCAUUCAGUUUUAAAUUUUAAUAAAAACCUUGUAAAAAAAUGUUUUCAGAUGAUA
Molecule: messenger RNA, 1942 nt
Organism: Arachis ipaensis
Lineage: Eukaryota; Viridiplantae; Streptophyta; Magnoliopsida; Fabales; Fabaceae
Product: Protein kinase superfamily protein
Source: RefSeq, a predicted model, not a curated record